Messenger RNA from Maniola jurtina (meadow brown), 3090 nucleotides. It is a transcript of the gene Ttc7, whose product is annotated as tetratricopeptide repeat protein 7B. Gene Ontology annotation, cellular component: plasma membrane. Bases 143 to 2653 code for a protein of 836 amino acids. The record is from RefSeq and is a predicted model, not a curated record. Gene Ontology annotation, molecular function: protein binding. Gene Ontology annotation, biological process: phosphatidylinositol phosphate biosynthetic process; protein localization to plasma membrane. The transcript is spliced from 18 exons. Lineage: Eukaryota; Metazoa; Arthropoda; Insecta; Lepidoptera; Nymphalidae.
ACCCUGAAAAUGUCAUCCCAAAUGUCAAAUUUGGCCUUCAAUUUCUGGGGAUUCUCGCAAUUAUUGUGAAGAUUUAGCAAUGUCCGAGUGAAGUGAAACAGGCGAAAUCGAUGCUGUGACCGCGUAGCGUGUUCGUCUUAACAUGACGUCCAGGAGCAAGAAUGCGGUGCGAAGCUACGAGACCGAUAUCGAGAAGAGUCGGGAGGAGUCCAACUGGAAGAAGGCAGUCGACUUGGCUUUGCAGCUCAAGGCCAGGUCUCCACAACAUGAAAGUCUCGCACAUUUCCUCAUUGGAGAAGGCAAGUUGGAAGCAUACCUUGAUGAAUGGCCUCCGCUCAAGGAAAACAUCGAGAGAGCCCAGAGAGAGCUCUCAGAAGCUCGUGGCUACCUGACACUAGCCACCGACGAGGCAGGGAAGAAGGCCGGAGUAGCAUUGGACGCACAUCUGUUACUUGGAAAGCUGAACUUUGCGUGUGGAGCAUAUGAUGAUGCGUUGAAGCAUUAUAAGUUGGCGGAGCUUAAUACUUUGACAGAGAAGGAGUUGCCAGUUCGGAGUUUGCGUAUAGUGGCGGAGUCGUAUGCAAUCAAGGGGCUAUGCUUGGAGCUGACGACACUCCCUGGCUCCACCAGCCGCUACAAGCAGGCGGAACGCGAACAGGAAAUGAUCCGCAGUUUCGAAAUAUCGUCAGAGCUGAGUUUGCUGUACUUACAAAAAGCGGGCGCUUCAGCCCCAACGGGCGCUGGAGCGACCUUAGAGACUGCCUUACAGCGCGCUCCGUUGUUGCAUAUAAGAGCGGGGAGAUUGCAGGCUGCUAUUGACAGGUACCGUGAAAUGUUGACUGCAGUGGAGUCCGUGUCCACGCAGUCCCUGCGGCUCACUCUCGCGAGACAACUCGCUGAAGUGCUGAUGAGGGGAGUCACGGGACAGGUAUAUAAGGCGCCACAAAAAGUGGCAUUGCCGCCUCAGCUGCAAGGCACGCUGAGCAGGCGGAGGGAAGACCACGUGGCCGAGGGACCGUGGAAACCCAAGAAGUACGCCGGCAUCAACCAGUUCGUUCCACGCAACGAGUACGAGGAAGUGGUAUUGCUGUUGUUGGUGGGCGAAGCGAUGGCCGUCCGCGACGCCGUGCUCUCCCAGAGCGCGGAGUUCGAGGCGGCGAGGGUUCACUCGCUGCAGAACGCCAUGGCGGUCAUAGACUUGCUGGCGCUGGCUAGCGUGCGGUGGGGGCAGCUGGCGUUAGUGUUAGAGUCGCUAGAGCGCGCGAUGAAGUUCUCAUUCGGGUGCGGCCACAUCUGGAGACAGCGGGCGUUGGCCACCGCGGCGGCGGCGAGGUGCCCCGCCGCCGCCACCGCCCUGCUGCCCGCCGCGCCUGCGCCGCUGCACCCAGGCACGAACGCGUGGAACGCGAGUGUGCGCGCGCUGUGCGUGUCGCGCCGCAGCGCGCCGCUGCUGAAGGACGAUGCGGCGAUGCGGCUGCUUGCUGCGAACACCUGCUUCCGCGCCGGAUGGAUAGAGGAAGGCAUAGAGCUGGCGGACGAGGCGCUGUCGAUAGAGGAGGAGGCGAGCGGCGCGCUGCUGGCGCGCUGCUACCUCUACUGCGGCAUCGGACAUCAGAUGAAGGCUCAGAAAACAAAUUCUCGUAUCGAGAAGGAGUCGGAGAACGAGACCAGCUUGCGGAUGAUGCUGAAGUCGGUGGAGCUGGACGACAACGAUCACUUGGCGUUCUACCAUCUAGCGCUGCAGUACAUGCACAUAGGCAUGCUCAACGAGGCUAUGGACGCGACUCGGGCGUGCUUGUCCGCGCGGCCGGAAUGCGGCGGCGGCUUGCGGCUCGCGACCGCGCUGUGGGCGUCGGCGUGCGCGGGCGUGCGCGGCUCGCGCGCGCUGGCGUCCGCGCGCCUCGCGCACCACCACUACCCCGCCGCGGAGUGGCCGCUGUUCAGCCUCGCCUCGCUGCAGCUCGUGUGGGAGAGCGGAGAGGCCGCUCUCGCCACAGGCAAGGAGCUGCUGCAGCGCCUGCACGGCGACGACGAGACCGAGCCCGCGCCCUACGCCGAGCUCGACGCCAAGUCCGACUCGCUGCACGACGACACACACAGCAAUCGCGACGCCGCCUCAAUACGUGCGGAGUCCGCGGGCGCGUACCGCAUGGAGCGUGCGCUAUCAGAGGGUGCAUCGUCCAUGUCGGCGAGGAAACCCAAGUCCCCGCUCGCUGAGCAGAAAGCGCAUGCGUGGUUAUUGUUAGCGGAUUUAUGUUUAAGGUUAGACCGAGUGGGCGCCGCGGCCGGCUGCGUGUCGGAGGCGGCCGCGCUGACGCCCUUCAGCCAUCUCGUACUGUACACGAGAGGCUUGGUGCACGCGGCCAGCGCGGAGUGGGACGAGGCGCGGCAGUGCUUCCAGAACGCGCUCGCGAUACACCCCACGCACCUGGACAGCUUAGUGCAGUUAGGUGCCACAUACUACUCCCUGGGUUGGCUGCGACUCGCAGAGCGUACAUUGCGAGAAGCGGGCUCCUUACAGCCGACGCGUGCGGACACGUGGCGGCGCCUAGCUUUAGUGCUGGCGGCGCUGGGCGAGCCUGCCGCCGCGGCCGACGCCGCCGCCGCGGCGCUGGCGCUACACCCUAUCUCUGCCGACCCGCUGCCGCUUUGACGCCUCGAUGUCCACAGCUGCGAAUAGCACGAGUGAGUCGACUGCCAACCUUCCGCCCGCGCGGACUAACGAACAAGUACACGAAAUAUACUACACAUACACUAUUUACAUUAAGGGAUACAUUCAUUAAAGGGGGACUCUAGUCCCAAGGAGUUUGAAGAAACUAUUGCCGUCGCGCUGCGCCUGAUCGGCUGUCGUAAAGUGCGAAAAGGACAACUGCAGCUCAGCCCGAUUUUGUCUACAAAAACCUUAACCAAAAGAUGUUUCGUAUUCCGCUGUUCCAUUGUUUAUUUUAGAUAGCAAUAGAUAGCAAUUUCUUUAGUUCUUCUAAUUUAAAUUUAAUUCUAGUGCUGUAGAAAAUGAGCUACAGAUCUAAAAUAAGAAACAUCAGUCAUAAAAUAUAUAUAACACCUAACUGUAAACAAAAAAUGUUUCUG